CUGGGCUGUCCCCGCUUCCGCCUUAAUCUCCUGCUUCGCUCGCGUUCUCUGCCGCCGUCGCCAAGGCGCGCUUGGAAUCUGCAAGGAGGCUUUUCUCCUGCCGGCGCCCGGCGCCCUCGGAUGCCGCCUUUUCAGCUUCUUCUCUGCCGCCGGCGGGGAUUGUUGGCUUGGCUUUUCCCUCCGCCUGCAGGGGCACGGCUGUUAACUCGCGCUGCCCGGUCGAGGCGAAGCUGAGGUCCUCGGCCCGAGCGGAGCUCGCGGGCGCAGAAAGUCGCAUCUGCCGCGAGGCGGCUUUUGCCGUGGCUCCCGAUCCCCUCGACCCCAGCGGCCUCUCGUGGGAUUCCCUUCCUUUCUUGGAUGCGCGUCUCGCCCUUCCUCGUGAUUAUGAAACCCUCCACCGGGAUGCCCCCCAAGUGAGCCCCUCUGGCGAAGACGCGGAGGAGUUGCCUCGCCUCCUUCUCGCCCGCAGGCCCCCGUGAGCGUCUCCCGCCGCCCCGGCUCGCGAUGGGGCUGGAGGUGCCGCCGAGCGUCCCUUCGAAGCCUCCGCUCUUCAAACUGAGGAAAGUUCGCAAGAGGCGGGAGAUGCUGCUGCAACAGCUGGGCUUCAUCUGCGCGAUCCUCUUUUUUGUUUGGUGCAUGUCCAAGCUAGGACAAGAGUCAGCUGUUGUUAACCAAAGUGUUCUGUCCGAAUUAUGGAGGAAUAGAAGAUUGAUGGCAUCAAACAAUGAGUCACACAAACAAAAGAACUGCACAGAACCAGCGAUUCAUGAAUUUCCUGAGGAUUUAUUCAAAAACAAAGAAAGGCAGCAAGGAGCAAUAUUGCUUCAUAUUAUUGGUGCUCUGUAUAUGUUUUAUGCCUUGGCUAUUGUAUGCGAUGAUUUCUUUGUUCCAUCUUUAGAAAAAAUUUGUGAGAAACUACAUCUGAGCGAAGAUGUUGCAGGAGCCACAUUUAUGGCUGCGGGAAGUUCGACCCCCGAGUUAUUUGCAUCAGUCAUAGGUGUAUUUAUUACUCAUGGUGAUGUAGGAGUUGGAACCAUUGUUGGUUCUGCCGUUUUCAAUAUCCUCUGCAUUAUUGGUGUCUGUGGAAUCUUUGCUGGGCAGGUGGUCCGUCUCACUUGGUGGUCUGUGUUCAGGGAUUCUGUCUACUACACUCUGGCUGUAAUAGUGCUUAUUGUGUUUAUAUAUGAUGAGAAAAUUGUAUGGUGGGAAAGCCUUAUACUCAUCAUUAUGUAUUCCUUCUAUAUACUUAUCAUGAAAUACAACAUGAAGAUGCAGAAGUUCUUUACUAUCAAAAGUAUGAAUGUUGGGAAUGGCAACACUGUGAACAGCGAACUGGAAGAUGGUAAUGAAUAUUAUGACAUUAGCUGUGAUGAUCCAUCCAUGCCAUUGCUACGGAAAGUGAAAGGAACACAAGAGCAUGGACGCAAUUCUGUGGUGAUGGUCGAUGAGAUUAUUUGUUCCAGUCCUCCAAAAUACCGCUUCCCUGAAGCUGGCUUGCGAAUAAUGAUUACCAACAAAUUUGGUCCAAGAACCAGACUACGGAUGGCAAGCAGGUUAAUUAUUAAUGAGCGUCAGCGUCUAAUUCAUUCUUCCAAUGGCCAGUUGAUUCAGAAUGGGAGACAUGAGAAUAUUGAAAAUGGGGCCAUCCAUGUUGAUAACCAAGAAGAAGGAACGGAACACGUUGCCCUGUCUCCAUUUUCACCACCAGAAAGAAAAAUGGACAAAGUCAAAUGGAUCCUGACGUGGCCACUGAUAUUCCUCCUCUUUUUCACCAUCCCAAACUGCAGCAAGCCACGCUGGGAGAAUUUUUUCAUGCUGACAUUUGUCUUUUCCACAUUAUGGAUUGCUUUGUUUUCCUACUUUAUGGUGUGGCUGGUAACAGUGAUUGGUUACACUCUAGGGAUACCUGAUGUUAUCAUGGGCAUUACUUUCCUAGCUGCAGGAACUAGUGUGCCAGACUGCAUGGCUAGUUUAAUAGUAGCAAGACAAGGAUUGGGUGACAUGGCAGUGUCCAAUACAAUUGGAAGCAAUGUGUUUGACAUUCUUGUGGGCCUUGGAGUACCAUGGGGCUUACAGACUAUGGUGGUUAAUUAUGGCUCAAACGUUAAGAUAAACAGCAAAGGACUAGUUUACUCUGUUGUGCUUCUCCUGGGGUCUGUAGCUCUUACUGUUGGCGGGAUCCACUUAAAUAAAUGGAAACUUGAUAGGAAAUUGGGCAUCUAUGUGCUCACCCUCUAUGCCAUUUUCUUGUGUUUCUCGAUACUGAUAGAGUUUAAUGUCUUCACUUUUGUCAACUUUCCAAUGUGCCGAGAAGAUGACUGAGAAGUAAAGCCAAGAGGUGUCAUAUGGGUCUACUGUGCUAUAAAUGUCAGGAGACAUUUUACACUUCAACUUGCUUCUUAACCAAAAUCUCAGUGUCUUUCCUGCUUCAUCAACUUAGAAGCAAUUUACCUGGGAGGAAAGCACAUGUUUCUUUGAUAACACACAAGCUCAAGACUACUAAAGCUGCAUCAUCUCUUCCUCCUCCUCCUCCUCCUCCUCCUCCUCUUUCUUCUUCAGGUACCCUCAUUCAGCUGUACUUCUUCAUGCAGCUCUGUAUGAGGCUUUAAAGGAUGGUGCCUCGUUUCAGUUUCCACUCUGGUUUGAGCAUCAUCACUAUCAAAUUGACAUCACGUCUGCCGUGGAAACACAUUUUCCAUUUCAUGGCAUGUGGUUCUUCAAAGAAGAGGAAAAGAACAUAAAUUCAGGAUUUUACCCUGGCUCAUUUCAAGGAUCUCAGCUAUGGGCUGUCAUGCGGUUACAUGCUUAUAUGCAUGAAAAACCUUGGUUUUUCCUCUUUAAAUGCUCCAUGUAUAGAGGAGUUUCACUGAUGCUGAGGAGAUCAUCUUCAAUAGUAAUUUAUCAUCUUUUGAAAAUGUUUUUGAAA
Molecule: messenger RNA, 2926 nt
Organism: Candoia aspera
Lineage: Eukaryota; Metazoa; Chordata; Lepidosauria; Squamata; Candoiidae
Gene: SLC24A4
Product: solute carrier family 24 member 4
Exons: 17
Coding region: 505-2322 (605 amino acids)
Biological process (GO): intracellular calcium ion homeostasis; sensory perception of smell; calcium ion transmembrane transport
Cellular component (GO): plasma membrane
Molecular function (GO): calcium channel activity; calcium, potassium:sodium antiporter activity
Source: RefSeq, a predicted model, not a curated record